Molecule: messenger RNA, 1787 nt
Organism: Anoplopoma fimbria (sablefish)
Lineage: Eukaryota; Metazoa; Chordata; Actinopteri; Perciformes; Anoplopomatidae
Gene: spast
Product: spastin
Exons: 16
Coding region: 312-1733 (473 amino acids)
Cellular component (GO): microtubule cytoskeleton
Molecular function (GO): ATP binding; ATP hydrolysis activity
Source: RefSeq, a predicted model, not a curated record
AUCCAAGAUGGCGACGGCCUAAACGCUGACUCUCGGCUUCAAAACGUCAGUCAAAAAAAAACAACCAAUGAAUGACGUCACGACGAACGCGUCCACUUCUUGUUCACAGUGUGUACAGCCUGGUCCGAACGACGCGCUAUGGCGAGCACUACUAUCAACAGAACACCCUCAAAGGCGCCUGACUCUGAGUAACAACUGAUAAACGGAGAGGGUUUCGUACCCCCACCCCCUACCCUGAGCCGUGUGUCGUAUUUAAUGUCACGGUUGGGCUAUAGCCGAUCUCAGCUAUCAAUAGGGCGAGGGCCAAAACAAUGGCAAGUAAAAGCAGAGACAGUGGUGAAGUUAUUAAAAACUACCACAAACAGGCGUUUGAGUUUGUAUCGAAGGCAUUAAGGAUCGACGAAGAUGAUACAGGAGAUAAAGAGCAGGCUGUACAGUGGUACAAGAAGGGGAUUGCUGAACUCGAAAGUGGUAUUGCAAUAGAGAUCACGGGACAAGCAGGAGAGCAAUAUGACAGAGCAAAGAGACUUCAGGAUAAAAUGGUCACCAAUCUCACCAUGGCAAGAGAUAGGCUUGCUCUGUUGGAUGCGACACUGACAUCUAAAAAGAGUAGUCCACAGAAGACCUCAAAUCAUGAUCUUCCACAACCAAAGCCUGUGCCUAAAAGCCAGCCUGCAGUGCGAGGUUUGUCCACUAACAUCAGGCCCUCCACUUUUGUUAGACCCCCAUCCAGAUCCACUGAUCCAAAGGUGACCCCACGGGUUGGAAAAGCUCAAAAUGGAAAACACACAGCUGGGAAACAGCCCCCAAAGAGGAAUAUGAAAAACUUCAAGAAUGUGGACAGCAAACUGGCCAACUUGAUUAUGAAUGACAUUGUGGACAGUGGAGCAUCUGUAUCCUUUGACGACAUUGCGGGACAGAACUUGGCCAAGCAAGCACUCCAGGAGAUUGUCAUCCUCCCUGCCUUAAGACCAGAGCUCUUUACCGGCCUAAGAGCUCCGGCACGUGGUUUGCUCUUAUUUGGCCCGCCUGGAAAUGGGAAAACCAUGCUCGCCAAAGCAGUCGCUGCAGAGUCAAAUUCAACGUUCUUCAACAUCAGCGCAGCCAGUUUGACUUCUAAAUAUGUAGGAGAGGGCGAGAAGCUUGUACGAGCACUGUUUGCAGUCGCCAGAGAAUUGCAGCCCUCUGUCAUCUUUAUGGAUGAAAUUGACAGCUUGCUCUGUGAAAGGAGGGAGGGAGAACAUGAGGCCUCUCGUCGAUUAAAAACCGAGUUCCUCCUUGAGUUUGAUGGGGUGCAGUCAAGAGGAGACGACAGGGUACUCGUAAUGGGAGCGACCAACAGGCCUCAGGAUCUUGAUGAAGCAGUACUGAGGCGCUUUGCAAAAAGGGUUUAUGUGGCAUUGCCUGAUGGGGAGACAAGAUUAACUCUGCUGAAAAACCUUUUGGAAAAGCAUAGGAAUCCACUGAGCAAAAAUGAACUGUCCUCUCUAGCAAAACUGACUGCAGGAUAUUCAGGAAGUGAUCUCACCUCAUUAGCCAAAGAUGCUGCGCUUGGGCCAAUUAGAGAGUUGGGUCCAGACCAAGUCCGAAGUAUGGCUGCUAGUGAGAUGCGUAACAUCAAGAUGAAAGACUUUGAGGAUUCCCUGAAGCGCAUUAAGCCCACUGUGAGCUCAGCGACUCUUAAUAUGUAUACCAAAUGGAACAAAGAUUUUGGGGACACAACAGCUUUUUGAACUUGAUACUUAAUUUUCGCUUGUUUAAAAAUAAAGUUGUUUUUUCUGUUUAAA